Messenger RNA from Penaeus chinensis, 921 nucleotides. Its product is annotated as ubiquitin-conjugating enzyme E2 4-like. Gene Ontology annotation, cellular component: nucleus. The record is from RefSeq and is a predicted model, not a curated record. The coding region runs from base 156 to 602 and encodes 148 amino acids. The transcript has 4 exons. Gene Ontology annotation, molecular function: ubiquitin conjugating enzyme activity. NCBI's taxonomy places the organism in Eukaryota, Metazoa, Arthropoda, Malacostraca, Decapoda, Penaeidae. Gene Ontology annotation, biological process: protein polyubiquitination.
CCUCAGUGCGACGUUCAGUGAGAGAACGAGAACUGUACUCAGACCUGCGAAAGUAACGUGUUUCAGAACAAGGCCAAGGGAAACGGGAAAACUGAAUGAAGUGACCUGGCCCGAAGCGACCCGAUCUGACCUGAAAAAAGCGAUAUCUAGACGUCAUGACGGCACUGCAGAGAAUAACCAAGGAGAUGCAGGACCUGGCCGACGACCCGCUGGGCCAGUUCUCGGUGGGCCCCGUGGGAACCGACCUCUUCCACUGCCAGGCGACCGUCAUGGGGCCCCGUGGCUCGCCCUACGAAGGCGGCCUCUUCGACCUCAGCGUCGAUUUCCCCAAAUCAUACCCUUUCCAGCCCCCGCAGAUUAAAUUUAAAACUCCAAUCUACCACAUGAACGUCGGCCCAUACGGAGAUAUCUGCCUUGACAUACUGGAUAAAAACUGGUCCCCCGCUCUCUCUAUCUCUAAAGUUCUGCUGGUGAUCUGCGUUCUCAUGACGGACCCAAAUCCUGACGACCCGUUAAGAUUCAACCUCCGAGACGAAUAUAAGAAGGACGUCUCGGUCUACGAGAACAAUGCACGCCAGUGGACACGCCAGCAUGCUAUGUGAUUCCUUCCUUCUAUGCUCACGGGCUUGUCAACUUGCUGCUCGCAUGAAUGUCAGUAUAUGCUCACGUGGAUGAUGAAAUUAUAUCGAAGUGAACCGUAAUACAGAUACGAUGAAAACAUCAUUAUUCCUAAACAUACACAUCAUGCUUAAAACAAGUAUGCUCAUAUGUAAACCAUUAUAUACUCACACUCAUAUGAGGAAAGGUGCUUAAGUUGUUAAUUUGUAUAUGUUGGCAUUUGUUAUGAAAGGGAAGCAAGGGUCGUUGAAUUGUUGAUCUUCUGUUUUUCUUUUCUUCAAUUGAAUUAAAAUACAAACGUUA